Molecule: messenger RNA, 2549 nt
Organism: Carlito syrichta (Philippine tarsier)
Lineage: Eukaryota; Metazoa; Chordata; Mammalia; Primates; Tarsiidae
Product: mucin-3B-like
Exons: 10
Source: RefSeq, a predicted model, not a curated record
AAGCAGCCGAGACUCCUACCCCCAGCUUGGUAACCACCGCCACUGUGACCUCUUCACACGGCACCCCCAGCUUCACCUCUUCAAACAUCGACUCCACAGUCAGCACAUCCACAACUGCCGUCACCUCCGCUCCCACCACCUUGGGGACCCUGGUGACUUCUCCAUCCAUCCGCUUGUCUUCACUCAUUACUCACAUCCCCACCACAAGACCAACCACUAUCACUCACCCUUCCGUUAGCUCCACUGGCUCAGUGGCUUCCACAACUGACCUCACCUCCACCGUUGCCCCUUCCAGUUCGCCAGCAACAUCCACCCAUCUCACGCCAUCUACCCCAACCAUCCCAAUCACAGAGCCUUCGUCCCUUGUCAGCACAACCUCUGCUGCCAUUUCCACCACGAGAACGACUCGCACAAGUGCUGAGACUCCCCCGACAAGUUUUCUUAGCACAAGUCUUCCCGUGACACCUUCUACCUUUAUUUCAACGUAUAGCCCUCCUCUAGUGACCUCUCAUACCGGGAAUGAAAAAUCUCAAGUAACAACUACUCUUCCCCCUUCAAGGACAGACACUUCCAUGCCCUCUCUUCAUAUUCUAACUCCAUCCAUGAAUUCCAGCAGUGCCAUGUCAACAUCGCACGUCCAUAGGACCAGCACACCUUUGUCCAGUCUUCAAACUUUUGUCUCCACCCCCUCUCCGCAAACCUCACUCACGUCUACAAGCCCGUCUACUACAAAAUCUUUCACUAGAGGGAGUACGUCUACAAAUGCAAUCGUGACAUCUUUUAGUACCAUCAUCUCGUCUUCAACACCCUCUGUCACGAUGUCCUCUUCCGUGUCUCCCACCAGCACAGUCCCAGUGUUCUCCACCACCACUCACUCUGUUUCUUCCUCCCCACACACGUCCACUACGGAAAACACAGGCUCCUCUUCUGUCACCGCCUUGUCCACUCUGCCUUCAUCUGCAACCAGCAGCACUUCUCUGACUAUCUCCUCUCCCGCCACAACCCUCACUGAAAUUACCCCCUUUUCUUAUAUUUCUCUUCCCUCUACUACACCAUGUCCAGAAACUAUAACAAUUACAAUAGUCCCUACCUCGCCCACUGUCGCCUGUGUUGAAGUGGGUCCCGGCAUUGACGUUACUUCCCCUCCCACCACCCCAUUAUCAGUCCUUCCCUUCACUACCGAAAUGGUCACUUUUCCUGGUUCCACCAGUAUGAGAACUGUCCUUCCUACAUAUAUGGCCACCUCUCCUUCCGUGACUCCGGAAGGCGAGCUCACCAACCUCACAAGUGGUGUUCCUAGUUCUCCUGGCACUGGGACUGCAUCCGUGAACACAGUUUGGACAAGCACCCAAGUGCCCACCCGUGACUGGGUGAGCACCAGCUCUCUCACCUCCCCAUAUCCGCCUGGCGUCACUGCGGCCACACCCCCCACAAAACCAAGCAGCACCCUUCCAACUGCCAUGAGGACUUCAAGCAAGCUGACAUACCCCACCUCACCGACCACCAGAACUCCAGAGACACCAGUGGCUACCACCCAGACUACCACCACUCUUACGUCACCUAAGACAACCAGGACCACUACUCAGAUGACCACACAGACCAGGCUGACCACCACUCCAGGCACCUGUGACAACGGUGGCACCUGGGCACAGGGCCAGUGCCUUUGCCUCCCAGGGUUCUCUGGGGACCGCUGUGAGCUCCAGGAGAUUAAGUGCCAGAACGGGGGCACCUGGGAUGGUCUCAAGUGCAACUGCCCCAGUACCUUCUAUGGCUCCUACUGUGAAUUUGCUGUGGAACAGGUAGACCUAGACACCGUGGAGGCCGAAGUGGGCAUGGAGGUGUCUGUCGACCAGGAGUUCUCGGAGGAGCUCAAUGACAACACUUCCAAGGUCUACCAGGAUUUCAGCAACAACUUCCGGGAUCAGAUGCAGAAGGUUUACCAAAAUGUGCAGGGGUUCAAGGAUGUGGAGAUCCUGUCCCUGAGGAGUGGCAGCAUCGUGGUGGACUAUCUGGUCCUGCUGGAGUUGUCCUUCAGCCUCAACCUGGACAGGGAGUAUGAGAAGGUGAAGACAGCCCUGAAGGAGGAGCUCCAGAAUGCCAGCCAGGAUGGGGACGGCUGCAAGGCCAACCAGACCAUGUGUUUUAAGCCCGACUCUAUCAAGGUGAACAACAACACCAGCACAGAGCUUACUCCGGAAGCCAUCUGCCGCCGCGCGGUUCCCGAGGGCUACGAGGAGUUCUACUUCCCCUUGGUGGAGGCGAACCGGCUCCGCUGCGUCACCAGAUGCACGUCGGGCGUGGACGGCGCCUUCGACUGUAAUCAGGGCCAGUGCAUUCUGGAGAAGAGCGGUCCUGCUUGCCGGUCCUCGGACGAGAACAGGAAAUGGUUCGCGAUGUGGGAUGAGGAGACCGUGGGGACUUUUUCCAACCUGGGCUUCGAGGACGACGCAGUCGUCAAGAAGGAAAACUUCUGUGUGGCCCUGGAGAACGUGGACACCAGCCUGAAGGUGCACAUCAAGAGACCUGAGGUGACCUCAUCCUCCCUGUGA